Messenger RNA from Jaculus jaculus (lesser Egyptian jerboa), 1441 nucleotides. RefSeq names its product aldehyde dehydrogenase 3 family member A1 (gene Aldh3a1). Gene Ontology annotation, cellular component: cytoplasm. Lineage: Eukaryota; Metazoa; Chordata; Mammalia; Rodentia; Dipodidae. Gene Ontology annotation, molecular function: aldehyde dehydrogenase (NAD+) activity. The record is from RefSeq and is a predicted model, not a curated record. The transcript has 11 exons. Gene Ontology annotation, biological process: aldehyde metabolic process. Bases 80 to 1441 code for a protein of 453 amino acids.
GGUCCUUAAAUAUGUCCCUUGUGGGCUCUUGUUUACUCCAGGAGUCCCGGCUGCUGGGAGAAGCUGUACCAAAGGUGCCAUGAGCAAGAUCAGCGAGGUGGUGAAGCGGGCCCGGGCGGCCUUCAACUCCGGAAGGACGCGCCCGCUGCAGUUCCGGGUCCAGCAGCUAGAGGCGCUGCGGCGCAUGAUCACCGAGCGCCAGCAGGACAUCGCCGGCGCGCUGGCCGCUGACCUGCACAAGAACGAAUGGUCCGCCUACUAUGAAGAGAUAGCUUAUGUCAUGGAGGAGAUCGAGCUCAUGACAAAGAGGCUCCCGGAGUGGGCUAUGGACGAGCCAGUGGAGAAGACUCCCCAGACCCAGCAUGAUGAGUCCUACAUCCACUCGGAGCCCCUGGGCGUGGUCCUUGUCAUAGGGGCCUGGAACUACCCCUUCAACCUCACCAUCCAGCCCAUGGUGGGCGCCAUUGCUGCAGGGAAUGCAGUGGUCCUCAAGCCCUCUGAGGUGAGUGAGAACAUGGCGAACCUGCUGGCCACUCUCAUCCCUCAGUACCUGGAUAAGGCUCUGUACCCCGUGAUCACAGGGGGUGUCCCUGAAACCACAGAGGUUCUCGCAGAGAGAUUCGACCACAUCAUGUACACAGGCAGCACAGCUGUGGCGAAGGUUGUGAUGACAGCCGCUGCCAAGCAUCUGACCCCUGUCACCCUGGAACUGGGAGGAAAGAGCCCUUGCUAUGUGGACAAGGACUGUGACUUGGAUGUGGCCUGCAGACGCAUCGCCUGGGGGAAAUUCAUGAACAGUGGCCAGACGUGUGCAGCCCCUGACUACAUCCUCUGUGACCCCUCCAUCCAGAACCAAGUUGUAGAGAAGCUCAAAAAGUCACUAAAAGAUUUCUAUGGGGAAAAUACCAAGCAGUCCCGUGACUAUGGGAGGAUCAUCAAUGACCGGCACUUCCAGCGGGUCAUAGGCCUGAUCGAGGGCCAGAAGGUGGCCCACGGGGGCACCUGGGAUGCGGCCACCCGCUACAUAGCUCCCACCAUCCUCACGGACGUUGACCCCGAGUCCCGAGUGAUGCAGGAGGAGAUCUUCGGGCCUGUGAUGCCCAUCGUGUGUGUGGGCAGCCUAGAGGAGGCUGUCCAAUUCAUCAACCAGCGCGAGAAGCCGCUGGCUCUCUAUGUGUUCUCCAGCAACGACAAGGUGAUUAAGAAGAUGAUAGCAGAGACGUCAAGUGGGGGGGUGACAGCCAACGAUGUCAUCGUCCACAUCACUGUGCACUCUCUGCCCUUUGGAGGCGUGGGGAACAGUGGCAUGGGGUCAUACCAUGGCAAGAAGAGCUUUGAGACCUUCUCCCACCGCCGUUCUUGCCUGCUGAGGUCUCUGCUGAAUGAAGAAAUGCACAAAGCCAGGUACCCCCCAAGCCCGGCCAAGGUGUCCCGGCACUGA